Hippocampus zosterae (dwarf seahorse) is the source of this 2217-nucleotide messenger RNA. It is a transcript of the gene sgk2a, whose product is annotated as serum/glucocorticoid regulated kinase 2a. Gene Ontology annotation, biological process: protein phosphorylation. NCBI's taxonomy places the organism in Eukaryota, Metazoa, Chordata, Actinopteri, Syngnathiformes, Syngnathidae. Bases 188 to 1273 code for a protein of 361 amino acids. The record is from RefSeq and is a predicted model, not a curated record. The transcript has 13 exons. Gene Ontology annotation, molecular function: protein serine/threonine kinase activity; ATP binding.
UUGAAUAACUAUCCAUCAAUCAUUCACUCUUGAAGUGUACAACUGACCCGAGAUCAGUCACUCAUAGGCAAGCAGCGGCUGCUGCACACAUUUUGGUGAACGCCUUCACACCGUAGUCGUCUUCCUGCAGUCACAGAUCUAUCAAACGGAUGUUGGGUUCCCAUUGCGCCUGGAAUGGAUAAGAGCCAUGGCCCACUCUAAUCUACGGUCGCCAUCCUCUUCUCCCCACGAUGACGUCAACCUGGGUCCUUCAGCUGACCCUCAUGCCAAGCCCACUGACUUUGACUUCCUGGCUGUCAUUGGCAAAGGGACCUUUGGAAAGGUCCUGCUCGCCAAGCUCAAAGCCACCAACCAGUUCUACGCUGUCAAAGUGCUGCAGAAGAAAGUCAUCUUGAAGAAAAAGGAGCAAAAAAACAUCAUGGCGGAGAGAAACGUGCUGCUCAAAAGCCUGAAACACCCGUUUCUGGUUCGCCUCCAUUACUCUUUCCAGACCCCCGAGAAGCUCUACUUUGUUCUCGACUACGUGAAUGGUGGAGAACUCUUCUUUCACCUGCAGCGUGAGAGAUGCUUCUCUGAGCCCAGAGCGAGGUUCUACACGGCAGAGGUGGCGAGCGCUAUUGGCUACCUUCACUCCCUCAAUAUUGUCUACAGGGAUCUGAAGCCCGAAAAUAUCCUCUUAGAUUCUCAGGGCCAUGUGGUGUUGACAGAUUUUGGUUUGUGCAAAGAAGGUGUGGAGCCAGAAGGAACCACCUCAACUUUCUGUGGAACACCCGAAUACUUAGCGCCAGAAGUUCUUCGCAAGGAACCUUAUGACAGGACGGUUGACUGGUGGUGUCUUGGAGCUGUGCUUUAUGAAAUGAUUUACAGUCUGCCUCCUUUCUACAGCCGUGACGUUGGAGAAAUGUAUGACGGGAUUCUCCAUAAGCCUCUGCUGCUCCCACCAGGGAAGUCUGAGGCUGUGUGCUCCCUGCUGGAGGGUCUCCUGCAGAAGGACCAGCACAGACGUUUCGGGGCCAUCGCCGACUUUUUAGAAAUCAAGAACCACACUUUUUUCUCAUCAAUCAACUGGGACGACAUUUACCACAAGAGAAUCACUCCUCCUUACAACCCCAAUGUGAGGGGCCCUGCUGACACUCAGCAUAUCGACCCAGAGUUCACCAGGGAAAUGGUUUCUAAUUCUGUGAGCCGUACGCCGGAAUUUAACGCCAGCACGAGUUCCAACAACGCCUUCAACGGCUUCUCCUACGUGGCCAGUGAGGACAGCUUUCUGUAAAAGGAACUCACUAGUUGAAGGGCUAACAAUGUGGCCCUUCGUGUUAUAUGACAAUGUAGCUGACCGCUGCUCAAUGUAAGGGUUCACGAUGGAGCCAUUUUGUAACAGAGUACGUGGACUUGUUAAUCCAGUCUAGUUUUAUCUCCUCUUAAGUACAAUGGGGAGGAGGUGUUGGUGAAUGUAAAUAUGUGAUCAUUCUAUUAUUGUUUCUGUGAUGCUACGCAAAUACUGUCAGUCCAAUAGAGAGGACAGUGAGUGUUUAAUGCCCUUGUUCUUCUGAACCAAACUCAUCCAAGCAUGCCUUUCUGCACUUUGUACACCGAGAACAGAGAGAGUGCCCCCCCCCCCCCCACACCAAACAGUUGGUGGCUUUCAGUUGUCUUGCUAAUGUGAGGAAGUAACAGUCAAAGACAACAAAUGGUGUGAGGGCCUUUUUUGGGUAGCAUCUCGAUAACAUCCUAUUUUUCACAAUAACUUUUGGAUGCAUUGUGCAGAGAUGUUUCAAUGCCAACUGGCUGAAGGUGUUGUCUUUUAAGCGCGUGUCAGCUCAGAACUGCUAAAUGUAUUCCUCAAGCCACAGGAAGAAGAAAACAUUUUUGAGACUUGUCAUGGUGGCUGAAAAACAAUUAUAUGGAGAGAAAAAAAACAAUUUCAAGGAGGAGAAAAAUGUUUCCUUUGUCAUAGCCUUUUCUAUCUAUCCAUUGUGCUUUAGAGUGCAAGAAAACACAUAGGUGGGUUUGGACCUCAAUAACCAAACAAAUAAAUCAUUCGUGGUAAGUUCCAUUUAAUAUGGAAUGAACAAUGAUCAUAAUUAAUUCGUUGUUAGAAAAUGCUUUAAUCGGUCAGUGAAUACUGCAAACUGUUUGUAAUGUGUACUCUCUCACUAAUUAUUUCUGUAUUGUGCCUUGUAAAUGUGAUCUUAAACAAUACAUUGUAAAUGUUUA